Messenger RNA from Vollenhovia emeryi, 586 nucleotides. RefSeq names its product poly(ADP-ribose) glycohydrolase ARH3-like. Gene Ontology annotation, cellular component: mitochondrion; nucleus. The record is from RefSeq and is a predicted model, not a curated record. The transcript has 2 exons. Lineage: Eukaryota; Metazoa; Arthropoda; Insecta; Hymenoptera; Formicidae. Bases 144 to 500 code for a protein of 118 amino acids.
CCAAAACUCAUCGAAAGAAGUAACGUUCCAACAGCUGUUGACUGCUGUGCUGUCGUCGCGUUUUGCGAUGCGUUGCGUGCUCGAGCCGAGCACGAGAGAGACAGGAGAGUCCAUAAGGUUGGAUUUCAGUGUAACAAUCGAGGAUGGACCCGAUGUUACUGAAAAAUAAGUUUCGCGGUACGAUGCUGGGCGUUUUAGUCGGUGAUUGCCUUGGAGGCCCGUAUGAAGGCUCAAAAGUUAUGUCGGCUCGCAGAAAAGUUUCGUUGCAACGAUGGCUGGAGAAAUUAUGGAAUACAAAGUUCAGAGAACCUGUCCUGGAGUAUACGGAUGAUUCGGCAAUGACACGCUCUCUAGCUGAAUCAUUGAUCGAGAAACAAGAUCUGGAUAUUGUUGAUGUAGCUAGACGAUUUGCAGAAUGUUAUCACAAAGAGCCUUUACGGAGUCAUCGUUAUGGGGCUGGUACUGCAACCGUUAGUUUUUUUACUAAGAAAUUAAUAUAAAUUGUCACAGUGGAUAUUAUUUAAUAUUAUAUGGUUAUUAUCAUAGUAAAUUAACAUGGGGAGUGCAGUAAGAGAAAGAGAACAAG